Paramisgurnus dabryanus is the source of this 3371-nucleotide messenger RNA. NCBI's taxonomy places the organism in Eukaryota, Metazoa, Chordata, Actinopteri, Cypriniformes, Cobitidae. The record is from RefSeq and is a predicted model, not a curated record.
CUCCCACACCGGUAGCUAUCCAUUGAUUUGACAAGCGCUCCGAAGUUCCGAACCACUGUUUUGAACCAAAAGAUUCCUUCAGGUUUCAAAGCUUCAUGAAGCAGUGUUGCGAAAGCGCCAACCACUAGCACGUGUCCAGUCUUAUAUUUCUGGCUCCCGUGGUCACUCAUUGAUUCAAUGAACGGUACAAUGGCUGCAUCGGUCAACAGGAUCACGCUAGGCCCCCUCGUAGCUGCUAUCGACCAAGGCACGAGUUCCACAAGGUUUCUGGUUUUUAAUGCAAAAACAGCGGAGCUUCUCAGCCAUCACCAGGUUGAGAUUAAACAGAGCUUUCCUAGAGAGGGGUGGGUGGAGGAGGAUCCAAAAGAGAUUCUUCAGUCUGUGUAUGAGUGUAUGGACAGGACCUGUGAGAAGCUGUCCCAGCUCAACAUUGAUAUCUCAAACAUAAAAGCCAUUGGGGUGACAAAUCAGAGGGAAACCACCCUUGUUUGGGACAAGGAAACAGGGGAGCCACUUUACAAUGCUAUACUCUGGCUUGAUCUCCGGACCCAGUCAACAGUAGAAAGACUCAUCGACAAAACUCCAGGCAGGAACAAAAACCACCUUAAGCACAAGACUGGUCUCCCCAUCAGCACAUACUUCAGCGCAGUGAAGUUACGAUGGUUGAUGGAUAAUGUGGAAAAGGUCCAUGAAGCUGUGCUCUCCCACAGGGCAAUGUUUGGAACGGUUGACUCAUGGCUUAUCUGGUGCCUGACAGGUGGGAAGAAGGGAGGUGUUCACUGCACAGAUGUGACCAAUGCCAGCAGGACCAUGCUCUUCAAUAUUCACACAUUAGAUUGGGAUCCUGAGCUCUGCAAGUAUUUUGAUAUACCAAUGGAAAUUCUGCCCAAAGUGAGAAGCUCUUCAGAAAUUUAUGGAUUGAUGAAAAUCAGCUCUAGUCUGAAAUCUGGGCCUUUAAGUGGUGUCCCCAUAUCAGGGUGUCUUGGUGACCAGUCUGCUGCACUGGUUGGACAGAUGUGCUUCAAUGAUGGACAAGCCAAAAAUACUUAUGGGACUGGAUGUUUCCUACUGAAGAAUGUAGGAACAAAGCCUGUAAUGUCGGACCAUGGACUUUUGACAACCAUCGCAUAUAAACUAGGGCGUGACAAGCCAGCCUGCUAUGCACUAGAGGGCUCUGUUGCCAUUGCAGGGGCAGUUGUGCGCUGGCUAAAGGAUAACCUUGGAAUUAUCCAGACCUCUGCAGAACUAGAAAAAUUGGCUGCUGAUGUUGGCACAUCAUAUGGCUGUUAUUUUGUCCCUGCGUUCUCUGGACUAUAUGCACCGUACUGGGAACCAAGUGCCAGAGGAAUCAUCUGUGGUCUAACACAGUUCACCAAUAGGAGUCAUUUGGCUUUUGCAGCACUUGAAGCUGUCUGCUUCCAGACUCGAGAGAUUCUGGAUGCAAUGAACCAGGACAGUGGUAUUGACCUGUCUCAGCUCCAGGUUGAUGGAGGGAUGACAUCCAACCGUUUACUGAUGCAGCUACAGGCCGACAUACUGUGUAUCCCAGUUGUAAAGCCGUCCAUGCCUGAAACCACAGCUCUGGGGGCUGCCAUGGCGGCAGGAGCAGCUGAAGGGGUUAAUGUGUGGAGCCUGAACCCAGAAGAUCUCACAGAGGUCACUUCAGAAAAAUUUGAACCCCAGAUCAACCCAGAGGAGAGUGAACUGCGAUAUGCUCGCUGGAAAAAAGCUGUUCAGAGGGCUAUGAACUGGGAGACCACAGAGCCAGUCUGCAAUGGAAAUGAGGAGACUAGUAUCUUCAGUAGUGUACCCUUGGGCUUUUACAUUCUGGGUAGCAUGUUUAUGUUAAUUGGAGCAAAGUACAUUGCAGGGCAGAAGUAGACUUGAACCCUUGGGAGAUGAAGUCAGAAGAACAAAAGAGGGUCCAUGGCUUACCCCUUCAAACUCGAGAUGUGCCGUGACUUUGGGAGACUUCGUCUGGGUUGAAAUGCAUUCCAGCUGAAACAGAGGUUGUUAAUGUUUCCCGCAGGCAUGGUGUCUUUUCUGGCUUUUUAGCAGGAUGUUUUAUUGACCAUAUUUGAUAUAAGGACGAUGAGCAUGAGUCACCUGUACAGCAUUACUGUAGUAUCCCCACACUUCUUACCAGAAGGAACUUUACACUUUAAAAUGUAAAGUUUUUUCUAGUAUAUUGUCUGUACAGUUUCUAAUUCUAAUGGAAUUGUCGUUGAUAAAUUAAUUUGCACAACUGAGAGCUGCUUACUUAGUCAAAUUUUAUUUUUUUCAGUAAUGGUAACAGUCAUAAUAGUACUAUUUAGUGCACUUUAAAUAGGUCGGUUUCCAAGUCUAAAAUGUAUGUUUGUAAAAUAUCGUAAGUAAAAACGGCUUGCACUGACAUAUCUUAAAGGAGUAGUCCACAUUAAAGAUGGGGCACAUUGACUUACCAUAGUAUUUUUUUUAUAUUUUUUUCCCCUACAAUGACAAGUCAAUGGACCCCAUCUUUAUAGUGGACUACUCCUUUAAAUAAUAUCUGUGCCAUAUUUUUUUAUCAAGACGUACACCAUUAACGUUUUUGUAAAGUAUAUCUGUAAAAAUUCGAAUAUAACCAAGGCCUAGUCCUGGUUUAAUAUAAACCCUGUCUGGGUAUGGGACAGUACAAUCUUAUGUAAAUAGUGUAAUGUCGUUUCUCUUUAAUAAUUUAAUUUACAUUUAUUUGUGGGAAAGGUUUGUCAUUUUAUUCGCAAAAAUACUGUGAAUAGAAAUCAAAGUCAAGUUAACUAGUCCAAAACACUGUGGCCCCGCUAAAUAGAUGUUGCACUACUGCUUAGUUUAGCCGUUUUUUUACUUCUAUGAGAGAGACCAUUAAAAAUUAUGCCACAUAAGCAGUGAGUCCAUGAAGAAAGAAUUACAAACAGGGUUUGUGUCAUCUUAUUUGGAGAAACAUACUGUUUUGGUUUUAACUGUAAAGCAUUUUGUCUUAUGUUUGGUCAUGGCACUGAAAUUGCGCAUGUUAUUUACACUACUGUGCCGCUCAAGGAAGCUGUGAUGAAGGAUGUUAAAAAAUAUUAAAAAAAAUUAAAAGUUCCCCGAUUUUCUCUUUCUCCGACUUAAUUUUGUAUAAUCAAAUCUCAUACGAUCCAUAACCAGGAAGAAUUUAUUAGGGGGAAAUGAUGAAUUGUACAUGUGUUUAUUUGACAAACUUCUAAUAAUGCAAUUGCCAAUUUAAUUGUUUUGUGAGCAUUUUUAUAAUGUACUCUGAAAGGUACUUCCUUGAUUUGCAUUUGAUUUGUAUUUAUGAAUAUUUGAAAUGCACCAUAACAAAAAUGUUGUUUUACAAAAACGUACACAGUAUUAAACUUCAUUUGUUUUCCGCA